Messenger RNA from Owenia fusiformis, 865 nucleotides. NCBI's taxonomy places the organism in Eukaryota, Metazoa, Annelida, Polychaeta, Sabellida, Oweniidae. The record is from the annotation of a GenBank genome assembly.
AAAUUGUAAAUCUUUUGAAGACUUGGGAUUGUCUAGAAUUGCAAGGACACUGCUACUCUGAUAUUUUAGUUCGAUUUUAAGAGGACAUUAUGGGGUCACCUGACCACAAAGGACCAAUCACACUACUUCUGUUAGUCGUGUUCUCUGCAAACACAUACAGUCAGCUACAAACAGACUGUGGCAUAGAUAUAGUGAUUGCCAUAGAUACCUCGUGUAGUAUAACAGAUGAAGACAAGAACACGACCAGAGAGUUUAUAAUUGACCUUGCAAGAACCAUCAACAUUGGCCCUGGACCUACAGAAAGCCAGUUAGGUGUACUGACCUAUAACGAUGGCAUUCAACAUCAGUUCUACCUCAAUGAUGCCAAGACUAAUGACGAGGCUAUAAAGCUGGCUGAAAACAUUAACACAACACCAUUGGGAUGCAGGACCCACACUCACACAGCACUAGAGGUGAUCAGGAAUGAUUACUUUACAGCAGCUAAUGGAGACAGACCCAAUGCUGCCAACAUCGGUCUGGUGCUUACUGAUGGUAUAACAAUCCCACCACGCUUUGGCAAGAACACAAUAGCACAGGCUCAGCUUACCAAAGAUGCAGGUAUAGAAAUGUAUGUGGUGGCCCUGCCCAGUGAGUCCAAGAGAGACAGAGAUGAGUCUGAGUGGAGAGCUAUCGCUAGUGAUAAAGUAGAGGAUCAUUUCUACAAUGUUGAAUCAUUUACUGAUCUAACUAGCAUCAUUACAGAUCUUUCAGUAGCUGUAUGUGAAGAAAAAACAACUGUACAGUCAAAUAUUACGACAGCAACUACAACUGAACCCAUGACGACUGAACCUACAACUACUGAACCUACAACUGUUGAACCUACAAC